Bombyx mandarina (wild silkworm) is the source of this 540-nucleotide messenger RNA. Its product is annotated as gem-associated protein 8. Gene Ontology annotation, biological process: spliceosomal snRNP assembly. The record is from RefSeq and is a predicted model, not a curated record. Gene Ontology annotation, cellular component: SMN complex. NCBI's taxonomy places the organism in Eukaryota, Metazoa, Arthropoda, Insecta, Lepidoptera, Bombycidae.
AUGUCAUCUUGGGCAGAGAAUUUCACAACUGCAGCGACUUGGCAAUUGAAACACCAAAUCGCUUAUUGGAAGUCAAAAGCGAAGGCAUUGGAAUAUGAAAACAAACUACUACAUGAUAUUAUUAAGAAAAAUUACACAAGUGACCUUCCUAUACAGAAACAAAAUGUCAAGAAAGAACAAAGCUUGAAACACGAGUCUAAUAUCGACGACGAAGAAAUUUGCGAAGAAAAUAAUGACAUUGAAGUGAGCGAGGAGUUUAUACAGUUUUUGAAAGAUAAUGCGAAGUUCAAAGAAGACGCUAGACUGGAACGCGAAAAGUUAAAAACCAAGUUAGAUUCAGAAAAUCCCCAGGAUGCAAAUGUGUCUGAGCCUUCUAACAAAGCAGAGAGCUCUGAGGAAAAAUUAAAGGCCUUGUAUGGAAAAGAUUGGCAGAGGAUGUGUGCUUUAGAAAUGUCACUAGAAUGUGAGUUUUUAGAUUCCUGUGAAAGAGAUAAACCUAUGCAUUGGCCCAACAUACCAUUCAAUUUCAAUUUUAGUUGA